GUACAGUCCAAGUAUUCUGAAGUCAUACAGUAGAUUCAUGUGUAGAACAGAUUGUACAAGUCUAACUCAAUCAUGAAGAAUUGAAUUCCUAUCUGUUUCUCACACUAAACCAUCAUAUGAGUUCAGAAGACUUUAAAUCGGAGGGAAAGGCAGAGUUCAUUUACGUUAAUUUGAUGGAAAAGAUCAGCAUGAACAUUCUGCUAUAUUGUGUUCCACUAAAGAAAACCGCACAGGUUUGGAAAGACGUGAGAGCGAGUAAAUCAUCAUUUUCUCUUUUCUGAUAAACCGGCCAGGCCCACCACGCUGGUUUCUGCAGGUCAGAUGCAUCUGCGAGUCUCCAUCGUUCUUCUUUUCAUUCUUCUAACUGGAGGAUUCUCUCUAAACUGUUAUGAUUGCCAGGAUCAACAAAGAGAUACUUGUACAAAAGAGAAAACAUGUAAUGGUAAACAUACCAAGUGUGCAAGUACAAAAACAGUAGACUACUUUGGACGGUAUAGAAACCUGACAGAGGAAAGGGUAAGGAUCGGAAACUCGACUCGCCUAAAGUACAAACAAGCUACAUGUUGGAGCAAGUACACCGCUCCCCUGAAGGAAACCUUUUCUUGGAGCUGUGCUAUGCCACAUGAAUGUAAAAGCUGGUCUUUUAGCACAGGCUGCUGGAGAAAGAUGUUUUAUGCCCAGUGCUGUAACACCAAAUUUUGCAAUCAAAAAAAGGCAACAGGAUUUUCUUCAACCUCUCAUAACCCCAACGGAAAGAAAUGUUUCACUUGUGAUGAUGUGGGCUGCUCAAAAGUAAUGAGUUGUUGGGGGGAUGAAAACCAAUGCUUUACUACAAAAGCAAAUGAAACUUUAAAGGCUAUCAAAGGAUGUGCAUCGAAACCUGCCUGUGAUCGGGAGCUUGGACGGAUUUUAGAAUCUUAUGGGAACAUCACAUGUUGUUCAGGUUACCUGUGUAACGGUGCUCAGAGCGUCACUCAGAGCUUCCUGUUCCUCUGCUGUUCUCUGCUCUCCUUCAUCCUGCUGCACUGAAUCCAGAAGCAAUGAUUCUCACAUCAGCAUUUUAAUAAAUUACUGUGCAUUAUAAAGAAA
This is a messenger RNA of Onychostoma macrolepis, 1089 nucleotides long. RefSeq lists its product as uncharacterized. The transcript has 7 exons. Bases 322 to 1029 code for a protein of 235 amino acids. The record is from RefSeq and is a predicted model, not a curated record. NCBI's taxonomy places the organism in Eukaryota, Metazoa, Chordata, Actinopteri, Cypriniformes, Cyprinidae.